CUUUUGACAUUUCAUUCAGACAGAAAUAAAAGCAAGAGGCAUGUUCCUUGCUUCUCUAUCUCUCUGUCUCAACGUGAAAAGUCAUUCCUUUCUUCAAUUUCUCUCUCCUUUAUAAACCAUCAUUCUCAUAUGUUACAGUCUCACAAUUAACAAUCAACAAUGGCUUCACCAACUUCAUUCCUCUCCCUCCUUAGCCUCAUCGCCUUCUUCCUCAUUACAGUCUCCGCAGAUCCCGACAUGCUCCAAGACCUCUGCGUCGCUGAUCUCUCUUCUGGAAUCAAAGUCAACGGCUUCCCUUGCAAAGACGCAGCCAACGUCUCAUCACUCGAUUUCUUCUCACAAGGAAUAGCAAACCCAGGUCUAACCAACAACACAUUCGGCGCCUUAGUCACAGGAGCCAACGUGAUGACCAUCCCAGGACUCAACACGCUCGGCGUCUCCCUCGCUCGCAUCGACUACGCGCCAGGCGGCUUAAACCCGCCUCACACUCACCCGCGCGCCACCGAAAUCGUCUACGUCCUCGAAGGAACACUCGACGUCGGGUUCCUCACGACCGCCAACAGGCUCAUCUCUCAGUCUCUCAAGAAAGGUGACGUCUUCGCUUUCCCCAGAGGACUUGUUCAUUUCCAGAAGAACAACGGUCGUGUCCCUGCGGCUGUUAUCGCUGCUUUUAAUAGUCAGCUUCCUGGAACUCAAUCUCUCGGUGCUACUCUGUUCGGUUCUACGCCUCCUGUUCCUGAUGAGAUCUUGUCUCAAGCGUUUCAGACAACUCCGAGAAUUGUUAGAAACAUUAAAAGCAGGUUCCAGCCCAAGAAAUGAUCAUUUCCAAAUUUUCAUUACCGGGUUUGUCUGGUUUUGUCAGGUUCUGUUUUCUAAAAGAAUGAUUUUUACUCAUUUUUAUUUAUCUUGUGUAAUAAAAGUAUAAAACCAAUAAAUUCAUCAUUGAGUGUUCA
Messenger RNA from Brassica napus (rape), 953 nucleotides. RefSeq names its product germin-like protein subfamily 2 member 1. Gene Ontology annotation, molecular function: manganese ion binding. NCBI's taxonomy places the organism in Eukaryota, Viridiplantae, Streptophyta, Magnoliopsida, Brassicales, Brassicaceae. The coding region runs from base 160 to 819 and encodes 219 amino acids. The record is from RefSeq and is a predicted model, not a curated record. Gene Ontology annotation, biological process: plasmodesmata-mediated intercellular transport; regulation of root development. The transcript has 2 exons. Gene Ontology annotation, cellular component: plasmodesma; cell wall.